Oncorhynchus mykiss (rainbow trout) is the source of this 2926-nucleotide messenger RNA. The record is from RefSeq and is a predicted model, not a curated record. NCBI's taxonomy places the organism in Eukaryota, Metazoa, Chordata, Actinopteri, Salmoniformes, Salmonidae.
GGAACACAUGGGGCUGUCUGACGUAGCUCCCCUAACCCUGACCUUGAGGAGGACAAUAAAAGGGACACUGUCGCACACCGGUCAAACUUUUACAGUGCGCUCAAAGGUACAAUACAAGUGCUGAUCCCGGGUGAGAAAGAGGCUUACAUUGAGGUGAAGGUUAAACAACUGGAUGGUGACAAAAGCCACUGUGGAGACCAAAGAUGAGGAUGACAAACAGCAGAUGAACCCUCUGAAGUAUAGACAUGAUUUAGGACAUGGUCACACUGACCACCCUCAAUGAAGCCUCUGUGCUCUUCAACCUCACCAGGCGCUACAGUACGUGGAUGAUCUAUGUGAGUCACAGUUCUGUACAUAAUGCCAUAGAGGAGCUCUAAGGAGGAUAAACAGGUUGUUCUGAACCAGAGAGACUCUCCCUCUAUGUGGGCGACAUUUUGUUUCACAACCAAGCGCUCUCUCUCUCAACAAAGGCAAGAGGCGCACAAUCGUUGACAACGCCUACAUUGACAUGCUGUGCAGUAAGUCUACAACAAUGUCAUGUUGGAAUGAUUUAAUCCUCAUUUAGAUUAAAUAUGUUCACAGUGCUUACACAACGUUUAAAAAUAGUACGUAUGUAAUAAGUAAGUAAAUGCCUAAAAAUAUAAAUACAUUUGUGUAACUCUGGGCCAUAUGUUUUCUCAUGAGAAUCAUACAUCAUGAGAAUCAAUCCAUGCUUUUGGAUUUUAGAGUUUCAUCUGUUCAGAGUUCUCCAAGUUUCUAAGCUUUUGACAGUGCUUCUUGUUGAUCUUCCAUACAUGUUAUUGAUGUCCACCAAUCCCCUCCACUACCACUUUUGCUCCCAGGGUGUGACAACAGUGGAGAACGUAAUUGACGAGGAGGAACUGUUGGCCACAGAUGACUGCCUUUUUCUACUAAUGAUCUUUGCUCCACUCUGUUUACUAUGUUUACUCUCCUUACUCUCUGACCUCUGACCUCUCUCUCUGCCUGACCCCUCCUCCGUAUGCAAUGGACAGUCUGGGCUUCACUCCUGAGGAGAAGUACAGUUGCUAUAAAAUAGUGGGGUCCAUCAUGCACUUUGGCAACACGAAGUUCAAGAAGGUUCGGAGAGAGGACGGUGUCACAGCUUCACAAGAGAAGAGGAAGAGAGGGGCCUCCUUCCAGACCGUGUCACAGCUUCACAAGAGAAGAGGAAGAGAGGGGCCUCCUUCCAGACCGUGUCACAGCUUCACAAGAGAAGAGGAAGAAAGGGGCCUCCUUCCAGACCGUGUCACAGCUUCACAGGGUCCUGAACCCCAUGGCCAUCCCUGAGGAAUCCUUUGUGGACAGCAGGAAGGCUGUGGAGAAGCUGCUGAGAUCACUGGACACAUUGACCACACCCAGUACAAGUUUGGAAUGAAUCACCAAGAGACAAAUCCAGUAAAACUUCUUGGCGUUUACAAUGGUGAAGAACUGGCCCUGCUUUUCUUCAAGCUCAGGCCUCUCCUGAGGAGCACCACGGCAGAGAAGCUGGCCCUGCUUUUCUUCAAGCUCAGGCCUCUCCUGAGGAGCACCACGGCAGAGAAGCUGGCCCUGCUUUUCUUCAAGCUCAGGCCUCUCCUGAUGAGCACCACGGCAGAGGAGCUGGCCCUGCUUUUCUUCAAGCUCAGGCCUCUCCUGAGGAGCACCACGGCAGAGAAGCUGGCCCUGCUUUUCUUCAAGCUCAGGCCUCUCCUGAGGAGCACCACGGCAGAGGAGCUGGCCCUGCUUUUCUUCAAGCUCAGGCCUCUCCUGAGGAGCACCACGGCAGAGGAGCUGGCCCUGCUUUUCUUCAAGCUCAGGCCUCUCCUUAGGAGCACCACGGCAGAGAAGCUGGCCCUGCUUUUCUUCAAGCUCAGGCCUCUCCUGAGGAGCACCACGGCAGAGGAGCUGGCCCUGCUUUUCUUCAAGCUCAGGCCUCUCCUGAGGAGCACCACGGCAGAGGAGCUGGCCCUGCUUUUCUUCAAGCUCAGGCCUCUCCUGAGGAGCACCACGGCAGAGAAGCUGGCCCUGCUUUUCUUCAAGCUCAGGCCUCUCCUGAGGAGCACCACGGCAGAGGAGCUGGCCCUGCUUUUCUCCAAGCUCAGGCCUCUCCUGAGGAGCACCACGGCAGAGGAGCUGGCCCUGCUUUUCUUCAAGCUCAGGCCUCUCCUGAGGAGCACCACAGCAGGGAAGGAGCUGGCCACACUCAAGGAGGAGUUUGCCAAGUUGAAGGACGUGGUUGACAAGUCUGAGGCAAACCACAAGGGGCUGCAUGAGAGACAGGUGGCCCUGAUCCAGGAGAAGAAUGACCUGGCACUACAGCUGCAGGCAGAGCAGGACAACCUGAUGGAUGCAGGUUGUGACCUGCUGAUCAAGGCCAAGGUCAUAGAGCUGAAGGAAAGACUUGAGGAUGAGGAGAUGAACGCCAGCCUGAACACCAGCCUGAACGCCAAGAACCACAAGCUGGAGGACGUGUGUGCAGAGCUGAAGAAAGACAGAUCUGGAGAUCAUCAUGGCCAAGGUGGAGAAGGAGAGACAUGCCACAGAGAACAAGGUGUAGAACCGGAUGGAGGAGAUAGGUGUUCUGGGCGAGUCCAUGCUGAGCCUGACCAAGGAGAAGACGGCCCUGCAGGAGGCCCACCGGCAGCCCGAGUCCAUCUUGUGUCUGACCAAAGAGAAGGCGGCCCUGCAGGAGGCCUACCAGCAGGCCCUGACUAACCUGCUGGUCGGGGAGGAUAAGGUCAAUAUGCUGAGCAAGGCCAAGGUCAAGCUGGAGCAGCAAGUGGACAAUAGACGGCUUCCCAGGGACUAAACUUCCAGAAAGUCUCUUCCCAGAUCCAUGUAGGCCUCGUCGAUGUAGCUGGCUAUGGCACAUAGUGAAGUCCGGUCUGAGUCCAACAGAACCGACACGGUCUCCUUCCAAUAGGUG